GCUGUGUUAACGUCUGACUGUUUUGCGCUGCAACAUAAAAUAAUCUAGGAUUGCGACAAUAAAACAUUUGCGUUAGUAAAAUAUAAAGUUCAUUUUGAUUUGAGUAAAUUUUGUCAUUGUGCACACGUUUUUCGUAUCAUAGUUUGAGAAAGAAGUAACAGCAUGGCGUCUCAUGUAGUUUGUGAAAUUUGUAAAUUCAGCGACACCAACAUACUAGAUCUUGGGGAAUGGUUAACAUUCGAAGAUUGUACGAUUCAUUUGUUUUGUGCCUUACUUUCAACGAAUUCUGUGCAAAAUGGUGACGACGACACCGAAUUGGCUGGUUUCCUUGUGAAAGACAUUCGAGAUCUGGUCGAAAAACACAAUAACACCAAAUGUUAUUACUGCAAAGGCAUUGGAGCAACAGUUCGUUGCAAGACAAAAAAAUGUGGUCGGUUUUUUCACGUCAUUUGUGGUGUACAACAUGGAUGUUUGUUUAUAUUCAAGGAUGAUUUCCGAACAUACUGCCAUCGACAUGUCGCGAUCACAGAAAAGUAUAAAAAACAUAAUGCUGCAUGGAAGUGUCAAAUUUGUUUCGAUCCAAUGGGAGAAUAUAAUAAAAUUACGAGCAUCCCAUCGUGCUGCGAUCAAGGCUAUUUCCACAAAAAAUGUAUGCAACAGAACGUAAGAACUGCUGGCUUGGUAGCAAAAUGUCCAUGUUGCGGUAAUGCUGAGGAUGAGAAAGGAAAAAAAUAUCUACAUUUUUUGCAACAACGUGGUAUUUAUUGUCCGGAAAAAGAUGCAGACUGGGAACGAACUGGUGCGUACAAGGAUAUUGAGGGUCUCACGUAUAAAUGCGUUGCCGAAAUAUGCCGAUGUCCCAAAGGCCGCAAUUAUUAUGAUGAAGAAGGACAAUGGUUGGUUGACAGAUGCCGUUAUUGUGGCGAUAGUGGUAAUCAUGUCGCCUGUCGCGUUUCUAACAUAAAUGAAACAUUUGAAUGUUCUGAUUGUCGACAUAAAACGUUGAUCUCAGUGCAAACGACAAGCACCAACAAAAACACAACUAGAAGCGAGGCCAUCAAUGACAAACCAAAAACGACAAUACAGCGGCGCAAACGACGACACGAAUUUGAAUCGGAUGAAAAUAAAGUUUGGAAAUUGGUCAAAACCGAUUUGCUUCCGUUUCGAAAUACGUCAUUUAUGCUAACAACUUUGGAUGAAAAGGUUCAUGUCGAUCCACUGUGCAGGGAGCAAGAAGAAGAAAUGCGUCAGGCGCGUCUGAAAUUGUUCAUCGAUAAAGCUGACUUUUCAGCAAAACCACCACCAUUCCCAUGGCUUGCUUGAAACGUAAUAUUGGCAUUUGUCAUUUUUCAGCUUAACGAAGCUGAAUAUGAUAUUUGAAUUCUUCCAAUAAUUAGAAUUUAUUUUGAAUAUUGAAAAUUAAAUAAAAAAAAAUAGAAUAAUGUAAGUAUCAUUGAAGUGAAUAAGAACACAUAAAUGUGCAAAUAAUGGUUUUGUUUUUUUAUUGCACCGUUUGUUUAAUUUACCUAGAACUUCAAAGAUUUCAUGUAUUGAACUCAUCCAAUUCAACAAAAAUAAAAGCCAAAUAUUUAAAACUA
Contarinia nasturtii (swede midge) is the source of this 1598-nucleotide messenger RNA. Its product is annotated as PHD finger protein 7-like. Lineage: Eukaryota; Metazoa; Arthropoda; Insecta; Diptera; Cecidomyiidae. Gene Ontology annotation, cellular component: nucleus. Bases 163 to 1323 code for a protein of 386 amino acids. The transcript is spliced from 4 exons. The record is from RefSeq and is a predicted model, not a curated record.